Molecule: messenger RNA, 759 nt
Organism: Sceloporus undulatus (fence lizard)
Lineage: Eukaryota; Metazoa; Chordata; Lepidosauria; Squamata; Phrynosomatidae
Gene: HOXB7
Product: homeobox B7
Exons: 2
Coding region: 100-759 (219 amino acids)
Biological process (GO): anterior/posterior pattern specification; regulation of transcription by RNA polymerase II
Cellular component (GO): nucleus
Molecular function (GO): DNA-binding transcription factor activity, RNA polymerase II-specific; RNA polymerase II cis-regulatory region sequence-specific DNA binding
Source: RefSeq, a predicted model, not a curated record
CUUUUUGGUGUAAAUCUGGAGUCUAAUUCCGUAAUAUAUCACGGUACCUCGUAAAACCGACAGUAAAACGUCCCGGCCUACAAAUCACCCGGCCAGAUUAUGAGUUCAUUGUAUUAUGCGAAUGCUUUAUUUUCUAAAUAUCAGGCAGCAAAUUCGGUUUUCCCCUCCGGAGUGUUUCCUGAGCAAACUUCUUGCGCCUUCGCUUCCAAUGCCCAGCGCACCGGCUAUGGCUCCGGCGCCUCGGCCUCCUUCGCCGCCUCCAUGCCAGGCUUGUACCCCAACGCGGGAGGCAUGCACCCCCAAACCCCCGGCAUGUACCCCGGCAGCUACGGCCUGGAGGCCGGCUCCUUCAACAUGCACUGUUCCCCUUUCGAGCAAAACCUCUCCAUGAUGUGUCCCGCCGGCGGAGACGCCUCCAAGCCCAACGGCAACAAAAGCGAGCAGAGGGACGCGGAGCUGAGGCACGAGAGCAACUUGCGGAUAUAUCCCUGGAUGCGGAGCACAGGGACUGACAGAAAACGAGGCCGCCAGACUUACACCAGGUACCAAACUCUGGAACUGGAGAAGGAAUUCCAUUACAACCGUUACUUGACCAGAAGGCGACGCAUCGAGAUAGCCCACGCUUUGUGUCUUACGGAGAGACAGAUCAAAAUCUGGUUCCAGAACAGGCGCAUGAAGUGGAAAAAAGAGAACAAACCCGCAGGCCCGGGUUCAAACGGCCAGGAAAAACCAGAGGCGGAGGAAGACGAGGAAGAGUGA